Molecule: messenger RNA, 1242 nt
Organism: Corylus avellana
Lineage: Eukaryota; Viridiplantae; Streptophyta; Magnoliopsida; Fagales; Betulaceae
Product: GDSL esterase/lipase At2g42990
Molecular function (GO): hydrolase activity, acting on ester bonds
Source: RefSeq, a predicted model, not a curated record
UAAGUUCAAUGGCAUUCAUGUACAUUUCAAUUCAACUAUUCUUAAUUCAAAUCCUAAUACUAGUAGCCAAAUCCAAAGCUAAAGUUCCUGCACUUAUAGUGUUUGGAGACUCAACCGUGGAUACAGGCAACAACAACCAAAUUCCAACAAUCGCCAAGAGUAAUUUCGAGCCUUACGGUCGUGAUUUUCUUGGCGGCCGCCCUACCGGACGGUUCUCCAAUGGUCGCGUUGCUACUGACUUCUUCUCCGAGGCUUUUGGCAUCAAGCCAACAGUACCUGCCUACUUGGAUCCAACGUAUAAUAUCUCAGAUUUUGCUACUGGAGUUUGCUUUGCCUCUGCUGGAGCUGGCUAUGACAAUGCCACUUCUGAUGUUCUGGGUGUGAUACCACUGUGGAAGGAAGUAGAGUACUACAAGGAAUACCAAAAGAAAUUGAAAGAGUAUGCUGGGGAGGAGAAGGCAAACGAAAUAAUAAGGGAGGCUUUAUAUUUGGUUAGUAUUGGAACAAACGACUUCCUUGAGAACUAUUACAUAUUCCCUGAUCGAAAAUCCCAGUUCACCAUCAGACAAUAUGAAGAUUUCCUCAUAGGAAUUGCCAGGAAUUUCAUCCAGGAUCUUUAUGGACUGGGAGCUCGGAAAAUAUACUUAGCUGGGGUUCCUCCAAUGGGGUGUUUGCCAUUGGAGAGGACCAUGAAUAUCAUGGAUUUUCAUGGUUGUGUGGAGGAAUUCAACAAUCUGGCCUUGGAUUUUAAUGGGAAAUUGGAGGGCUUGGUGGCAAAGCUGAGCAAGGAGCUUCCUGACCUUGUACUGUUAUUUGCAGAUAUAUAUAGCAUUUUGCAGCAAAUCAUUACAAGACCUUCAAAAUAUGGAAUGGAGGUGGUAGAAGUGGGAUGCUGUGGCACAGGGAGAUUUGAGAUGAGCUACCUCUGCGAUCCACAAAGUCCACUUACGUGCACAGAUGCAAAUAAAUAUGUGUUUUGGGAUGCUUUCCAUCCUUCAGAGAAAACAAGCCAGAUAAUCUCCAAUCAUUUAUUUAAAAAGGGUCUAGCAAAGUUUCUUUGACAUGUUGUAAUGUAUCAUCUCUGCUUCUCAAGCUGUACACUUGAAUUUCCCUUUCCACUAUUUUAUUUUUUUCUUUUUUUGGUGCAAGCUCAGCUCACUGAAUAUUUCCAGAUAUGGCACAUCUCCAAGUUUAUGGGAGGUGUUUGGAGAAAAAUAGGAAUGAAUGCGGGUGUUACAUUCU